GUCGACCAGGCCCUGCUCGUGCCCAACGCCUCCACCUUCUACAGCCUCAUGCUGAGGGGGCACUGGCACAGGCUGUACAACACUGUCGACGCCCUUCGUCUGAAGGUAUUCGGUCAGCUGCGUGGGCCCUGUCCAGCGCCUUCCUGCGACAACAAGUGGAAGCACAGAUUCCGCGGCGUGGUCCUCGACAGCCGGCCCGACGCGAUCGUCACGGUCUACCACAUGGACUUGUUGCCGAUUCUGGAGGUGGCCAAG
Prorocentrum cordatum is the source of this 255-nucleotide messenger RNA. The record is from the annotation of a GenBank genome assembly. NCBI's taxonomy places the organism in Eukaryota, Dinophyceae, Prorocentrales, Prorocentraceae.